AUGAAGCAUUCUUGGAAGGUAUCCAGAUUUCAAGUUGAACUAAAAGAUUUUCGUCCAUUAUUAUCACCUCAAUUAUUGUACAUCAUCAAAAUAUUUGAAACAAACAAUUAUGAAAUACGUCUCGUGGGAGGUUGUAUUCGGGAUUUGUUGUUGGGUGUGCGUCCGCACGAUAUUGAUUUAGCCACAACGGCGAUGCCCGAUCAAAUGAUAAAAAUGUUUGACUCUGAUACAAAUGUAAUUAUUAUCAAUACGAAUGGUAAAAAAUAUGGAAUAUUAACUGUUCAAGUUGGACAUGACGAUUGUGUAAGUUACUAA
Messenger RNA from Didymodactylos carnosus, 315 nucleotides. Lineage: Eukaryota; Metazoa; Rotifera; Eurotatoria; Philodinida; Philodinidae. The record is from the annotation of a GenBank genome assembly.